This is a messenger RNA of Acyrthosiphon pisum (pea aphid), 2229 nucleotides long. RefSeq names its product UDP-glucuronosyltransferase 2C1. The record is from RefSeq and is a predicted model, not a curated record. The transcript is spliced from 6 exons. Gene Ontology annotation, molecular function: UDP-glycosyltransferase activity. NCBI's taxonomy places the organism in Eukaryota, Metazoa, Arthropoda, Insecta, Hemiptera, Aphididae. Bases 201 to 1670 code for a protein of 489 amino acids.
AUUUCAGUUAUCAGCUUGAUAGUAAACGAGUAGGUGCUGGGUGCACCUGCACCAAACUAUAUAUCGACAUUUGUACCUUACUGAUCAAUUUGUUAAUAAGUAAUUAGUAUUUUAAUAUUUACUCAAUCUAAGUGAAUGAAACAAUAUAAUGAAAAACAAUUUUUGAAUUUUUUUUAAUAAUAAGAUUACUUUCAUCUAACAUGUUGCGGAGUAUGUUUAUUUGUUCAGUUUUAUGUAUCGCAGCCUGCGCCAUAGUCACAAGGGCGGCAAAUAUAUUGGCAUUUAUGCCGUUACCGAUUAAAAGCCACUUUCGCGGAUUUCAACCAUUGUUCGAAGAGUUAGCACACCGAGGACACAAUGUAACGGUAGCUAGUUCAUUCCCUCUAGAUCGUCCAAUUGUCAACUACACGGAUAUAGGGCCAUUUGUUAACAAAGAAAGAGUGAGGAAUGUAAUGGAUUUAGUGCACAUGAACUUCGUAACGUCGGUUAAAGUGAAAUGGGAACUUGGCAUAAGAUUUUCUGAUGUAAUCAUGUCGCAUGGGAACAUGAAAAAGUUCGUCCAAUCGAAUUCGAAUUCAUUCGAUUUGGUCAUGAUCGAAACUUUCAGUCAAGAGUACACAAUCGCAAUGGGCCACAAAUUCAACGCCCCCGUCAUAAAUCUUGCACCGUCGAUGCCCUGGGUCAGUAUUAGCAAAUGGCUGCACAACCCUUCCACAUUUUCAUACAUACCGGACGUGUGUAUGAAAUCAACAGGUGAUAUGGGUUUUGUCAACCGUUUAAAAAACACCAUAACUGGGCUCAUGCAGUCUUAUGUGGAGAAUUACUUUUAUUUACCUAAAAUGAAGGAAGCGAUGAACAAACACUUCAAGUAUGAAGGUUGGGAGUCCAGGCCUCCACUCGAGCAUAUGUUGAAAAAUGUGUCCCUAACACUGGUAAAUUCAAAUUAUGCGAUUGGUGUACCUAGACCGUAUCUUCCCGGUAUCGUCGAAGUAGGUGGAAUGCACUUAACAACCCCGAAAUCUCUACCCGAGAAUCUUCAAACUUUUUUAGAUUUUGCAGAUGAAGGGGUAAUAUUUUUCAGUUUUGGUACGCUAGUUAAUUUAAAUGACUUGCCCAAAGAAAAAUUAAACAUUUUUCUUAGUGUCAUUCAAAAAUUAAAACAGAAAAUAAUUCUAAAAUGGAUACCUCCUAAUGAUAGUGUAAAGCUAUCUGAAAACAUUAUGACUGGUUCAUGGUUUCCACAAAACGACAUUUUAGCACAUCCAAACGUUAGACUAUUCAUAACCCACGGAGGAUUACAUAGCAUAGAAGAAACCGUUAGUAAUGCAAUACCUAUAGUUGGAAUACCAUUUUUUGCUGACCAGUAUUUAAACAUGAAAAUAGCUGAGGAGAAAGGUUAUGGUAAACUUGUAAAUUUUUUUGAAAUGACUGAAGAAUUAUUUGAAAAUGCUAUCAAAGAAGUACUGUCGAAUGUGAUGUAUAAAGAGAUGGUAAAGAUCCAGAGUCAGAUAUUCAAAGAUCAACCAAUGAAACCUUUGGAUCGAGCUGUUUACUGGGUCGAAUAUGUUAUUCGAAAUGGUGGAGCUAAACAUCUUAUAAGUGACUCAUCAGAGUUAAACGAGAACUUGCACAUACAGUGGCGCAACUUGAUAAUGAGGGGCCCAUGUUGAAAAUUUCUAGACCGGGGCCCUUACCUGCUAGCAAGAAUUAAACACAGUACAGCACUUGGUAUAAUCCGAACGUGGUUCAAAGUACUCUUUAAACUUUUCUAAUAUCUCCAAGAACAAUUUGAAAUUUUCACAAAAUCGGUCAAGUAGUUUUUGAGAACCUAUAUAAUAGCCACAGCUUACAAAUAUAUACAUUUAACUCUCAUGUUUGUUUUAAGAUAUAAUUUCUUUAUUCGAAACCAUAAGCGUGUGCCGAUUUAAUGGAUCCUUUUACGUCAUCUACCAGAGUAAUUAAUGGCAAACAUUUAAAAUACUAUUUUUUACUAAUUAUUUAAAAAAAAAAAAAAUAAACAAAAAUGUCUAUCGUUAAUCUCAAAAUACCUCUCCGGGUUAAACUAACUGGGUCUAAUAGUGAAUCUAAACCGUUCAGAGACUCUCAAAAACACACAAAAAAUGUCGAGUGGUUUAGGAGGAGAUCAAUGACAUACAAACAAUUAUUUAUUUGUACUAUAUAUAUAGACAUAGAUUGUUAUUAUUUUCAGCCACCCGGCACCCAAUUAAU